UUCAGUCAACGAAAUUCGGUUUCGGUACGUACAGCGAUUCGCCAAACGAUAUUUUAAUAUUCCAGUUUUACUGGUGAGCUAUUGUUUUGAUUUCUGCUUCAUCCAGAUGGCUAAAUGGAUUGUCUGCGCAAAAUAAGGCAAUAAACAUGCAACUCAACACGCCAUUUUCCUUGCCAUCCUUCCUCAAGGGAUGAACAUCGUCAUUGCUGGAACCUUCAUCUAACGGCCAAGAUGACUAUGAUCUCAACUGCACCAUCCCACCUGGACCGAAUCCUGCUAAUGGUUGGAAGUCCAGGGCGGUACCACGUCUUGGUGGCCUUCCUCCUUUGCUGCAUGCAAUUUCCAGUCUCAUUCAGCGACCAUCUGCUCGCUUUCUACACCGUCACCCCCAAACACCGAUGCAGAGCGGAUGCCAACUUGACCCUUGGUGACUAUGACUUAAGGCCCAUAGUCACUGAAAAUGGCAAACGUUUUUAUUCGGCAUGUAGCUUGUUUGCCGAUCCACUGGAUCAUUCGAAAGGAACUAAGCCUUGUGACAAUGGGUGGGAAUUCAUGAUAAACAAAGGGGAGUCCAGCGUUGUCACAGAGUGGGAAUUGGUUUGUGAACGCGAAUCCCUCGUUGCCCUUCUGCCUUACCUCAAAGCUGUGUCUGCCAUGGUAGGGGCGCUAGUCACAGGCAUCCUAGCAGAUAAGUAUGGCCGAAAAUACGUGCUCAUCCUAUCUCUGCUAUUCCACACCAGCUUCGGUGUCUUCUUGCACUUCCUGCCACUCUAUGGAAUAUUUGCCACAGUGUUCACCUUCCAGGGAUUCCUGAUAGCUGGAGUACAGACCACAUCCUACUUGCUUCUCAUUGAAAAUCUACCGACUAAAUGGCACGAAAAAGCUGCUUUAACAAUAGCUCUUUUCCAAUGCUCCGGCCAGUUGAUACUGGCUGUACUGGCGUGGCUUAUCCGGCACUGGAGAUACAUACAGUUGGUCAUAUCCGCUCCUGGAGUGGUAGUCAUUGGAUAUUUUUGGCUUCUCCCUCGUUCUUUGGCAUGGUUGGUUGUGGAAAAUCGCCAGCAUUCCGUCCAACGCCAAUUGGCAAGGUUCUCUAACGAGACCAAGCUGGCGGUGUCGCCUAGCCUGCGACUCCAGCUGCUGAAAGCCUGUCGCGUGGCCCUCUCCAUGCCCCAUGGUUACGCAGCCAGGCACAGAUUCGAGACAAUCAUCUGCUCCGCCCGACUCCGCGCCCUUGCCUUCACACAAUAUUACAUAUGGUUCGUGGUUUCUUUGGUAUCCAAAUGUACAAUCGAAGAUUUACCAGUUUUUAAAGACAACAUUUUCUCGCGUUUAUUCGUUCACGGGAUUUUAGAGAUGGCUUUUGUGAUCUUAAUAUUCCUGGCUUCAGGCAGCAUUGGUCUGAAACUAACCCAAGGCUCUUCCCUUUCUAUCUGUGGAGUAUGUUGUAUGUUCGCCGCCAUCAUCAAUCAUGAGGUUCUGCAAAUGAGAUCUGAAACUGUUUCAGAGCGAGGUCUUCACCACUUCGCGCCACUAUUUGGUCUAUUAGGAAAAUGUAUUGCAAGUGCAUCUUAUUAUACGUUAUGGAUACAUGCCAUCAAAACCUUUCCCACGGGUAUACGUGGUUUGGGAGUAGGAUCUUGCCUUCUUUGGAGCAGAGUAGCUUAUUUUUUCAUCCCGAACAUAGAAGAAUUGGACACGCAUUCUCAGUUCAUCGUUUUAGCCUUAGGCGGCGUCCUUUGCUUAGUCGGUGGUAUGUUGUCCUAUUGGGUGUACCCAGACAUCACAGCCCGUCCCCUCGCCACCAUUGCAGAAGAGGUCGAAAUCGGGCGUACCAAGAUCAUCAACGACAGCGAUCUCGACUUCGAGGACACAACCAUGCCUCCUGGGUUCCUGCCCGACAAAGAUACCAAUCACGAUCCAGAAUCCGGAUCGCACACGAGCGGUAGUCUAAACGCCACGAUGAGUAGAAAUCUCUUGAAGCGACUGACGGACAUGUUCCAGUGCAAGACUCAUAAAAUUCUGCAGACACCCUCUCAUUCCAUUAAUAAAAUGGGAUGCACUAAACCACCGAUCCGCACGGUGGUUGGUGGGGAUGUGUUCGAACCGGUGACGGGGUUCGUCUUCAAGUGGGACCACCACGAGCCGACAGUGAAGAUAUCAGAAUUUGAAAAGGAAAUGUCUACUUUCUGGAAACCGUGCAACGAGACAUUUGAGAAAAAAAUAUACGACAAACAUUUGAACAGUUUAAAUAUACUGUAUAACAUAGAAAAUAAUGAAGCUGAAGAUUUCACGAAUGAUUCAGUGGAAUUGGAAGGCAAUGCAGAGGAACCCCAAGAUUCGACUCUGUGAACUUGAUUCUAGAUCAAAAACUCUACAUACAAAGUUAUUCCAUAAAUAUUCACAAAAUACCAGAAAAACAUUUCAUAGUAUCACGAAAGAGCAGUGAAUAAAUAUCGAAAAAAAUUGAUGUUUAUGUUUUCGAGUAACAUCGCGGAGCUGGUACUCUGCAAGAACUGGAAAGUUGGGCUGCAAAUUUAUAAACUUUUGAUAGGAAAUGUGAAAUAUGUCAUCGUCACUCUGUAGUUAUAAUGAUCUUUCACUUACAAAGUGAAACAAAAGAACUUGAUUUGGGUCAUUUUUUUUUUUUUGUAUAGAAAUAAUUUAUUCAUGUAGAACCAAGUAGUUCGUAAGAAAGUUGCGUAUUUCUUACAGACAAUCAACAGUCAAGUGGUUCAUUUUUGUCAAUUGGGAAACAUUCUUUCUGUGCGUAGUUAUUUCUAAAGGUAUCUGACCGAUUAGGGGAAAGAAAAGGCAAAAA
Messenger RNA from Argiope bruennichi, 2821 nucleotides. RefSeq names its product organic anion transporter 3-like. Lineage: Eukaryota; Metazoa; Arthropoda; Arachnida; Araneae; Araneidae. The coding region runs from base 232 to 2352 and encodes 706 amino acids. The transcript is spliced from 10 exons. Gene Ontology annotation, molecular function: transmembrane transporter activity. Gene Ontology annotation, cellular component: membrane. The record is from RefSeq and is a predicted model, not a curated record. Gene Ontology annotation, biological process: transmembrane transport.